UUGGAGACGAGCGUUGAGCGUUGCAACUAGCGUUUACCCCAAUCAAUCACAAGCCGUCCCGACCGCGCGCAUUGGUGUUCGUACGCUGUCAUGACGUCAGAGGAGCUAUCUGUACGCAAACUUGAGCAAGGAGAUUUCGAUAAGGGCUUUCUUACUGUCCUUGGGCAUCUGACAACGGUGGGGGAUGUGACGCGGGAGAUGUUUGAAGAGCAAAUACGUCGGCGAGAUGCAGUGGGUGGCUACCACACGGUGGUCAUAGAAGACAACAGCCGCAUCGUCGCCACGGCCAGCAUGGUGGUGGAGCUCAAGUUCAUCCACGGCUGCAGCAAGGUGGGGCACAUCGAGGAUGUGGUGGUGGACCCCGCGUACCGGGGCAAGCGCCUGGGGCUCAAGCUGAUCGAGGCGCUCAUCGAGUCGGCCCGCGGAGAUGGCUGUUACAAGGUGAUCCUGGACUGCGCGGAGGGCAAUGUGCCCUUUUACGAGAAGGCCGGGCUGGUGCGCAAGGAGGUGCAGAUGGUGCGCUACCUGGACCGGUGAUGCGGCCGGCACUGGGCGGCACUGGGCGGCACUGGGCGGCACUGGGCCCAGGUGCCGGCUUGGUGGCUGGCUGUGCGCCUGCGCCUGCGCCUUGUGGACUGGACUGAACGGGAACUGUACUGGAGCUGGAGCUGGACUGGCUGGACUUGACUGGACUGGAGCCAGAGGGGUGGUCGCCCGUGUCGGGGCGUACGGCGCAUGUUGUGGGUGGGCUGACGCGGCGGAGGUCCGGAACGACCUCCGUAACGCCGUUACAAGGUCAAGGUCACAUCAUCACAGGCGCUGUCGAGGCAAGAUUUGCAGCGUGGGGGACUGUUGUGCACUACACCGGCCUGUGCCUGUGAGCCUGUGACGGGUAUACAGCGCCGAAGUGGGCCAGCGGCAUGCGUUGUAGGGAUCGUGUGCAACAGAUGUGAGACGAGACGUGUGAUGGCAAACGCUCAUGCGGUGCACCUUUCGAGACGCCGUGCACGGGACCACAAACGGGAUGCGGCAAACCAGGAAAGGGGUUGCGGACAUCACGUAGGCGAGCAGGCAGAUAGGCAGGUAGCAGGAGAGCCUGCAGCAGCAGGGAGGCGGGGGUUGGGGGCUUGCUCGUUGACCGGCUGGCGGGCUGGGGAGGGGGGAGGGGGGCUUCUGGAGGCCGUUGCGCACUUGCGCUGGCAUGCAACCGCAUACCAGCAGGGGAGGUACUUGUGCAAUGCGCUCAACCUCGGCUGCUGGCGCGGACA
Chlamydomonas reinhardtii is the source of this 1268-nucleotide messenger RNA. RefSeq lists its product as uncharacterized. Gene Ontology annotation, biological process: UDP-N-acetylglucosamine biosynthetic process. Gene Ontology annotation, molecular function: monosaccharide binding; glucosamine 6-phosphate N-acetyltransferase activity. The coding region runs from base 91 to 537 and encodes 148 amino acids. Gene Ontology annotation, cellular component: endoplasmic reticulum; endoplasmic reticulum-Golgi intermediate compartment; Golgi apparatus. NCBI's taxonomy places the organism in Eukaryota, Viridiplantae, Chlorophyta, Chlorophyceae, Chlamydomonadales, Chlamydomonadaceae. The transcript is spliced from 7 exons. The record is from RefSeq and is a predicted model, not a curated record.